Molecule: messenger RNA, 997 nt
Organism: Miniopterus natalensis
Lineage: Eukaryota; Metazoa; Chordata; Mammalia; Chiroptera; Miniopteridae
Gene: EIF4EBP1
Product: eukaryotic translation initiation factor 4E binding protein 1
Biological process (GO): negative regulation of translational initiation
Cellular component (GO): cytoplasm
Molecular function (GO): eukaryotic initiation factor 4E binding
Source: RefSeq, a predicted model, not a curated record
GCACGAGCGCGGAAGACCAUGUCCGGGGGCAGCAGCUGCAGCCAGACCCCAAGCCGGGCCAUCCCCGCCACUCACCGGGUGGUCCUCAGCGACGGCGUGCAGCUACCCCCCGGGGACUACAGCACCACCCCCGGCGGCACGCUCUUCAGCACCACCCCGGGAGGUACCAGGAUCAUCUAUGACCGGAAGUUCCUGAUAGAGUGUCGGAAUUCACCUGUGACCAAAACACCCCCACGGGACCUGCCUGCCAUUCCGGGGGUCACUAGCCCUAUAAGCGAUGAGCCCCCCACAGAAGCCAGCCAGAACCAUCUGCAAAACAGCCCUGAAGAUAAGCCAGCAGGCGGUGAGGAGUCACAGUUCGAGAUGGACAUCUAAAGGACCAGCCAUCAGAUUGAGCAAUGCCUCUGGGCCCCUCUGGCCUUUCUCCGGAGAAGAGUCACACCCGCCAGUUAUCAUCCUGGGCAGGCAUUGGGUAUGGGGUUGACCACCCCAGUCCUCUGCUCCCUCAGUCAGGGCACCUGUUCCCCCUUCCUCUUGGUGAACACCAGCAGAUACCUCUAUGUGCCUCCAUUCAUGCAGGAGCUGGCACUCCAAGGAGAGUGACUCUCAAGAGCACACACCCUGUAGCCUGGGGCCAGGAAGUGUACUUGGAGGAGCCCUUUUGAAUGACCAUCCUGCUCUCUUCCUCUGAGGGUACACCCACCUCUCCUUAGGUUGGUGUGUUUGGGGAAGUUCCCCUCCCCCUACUUCCCCCAGAGAGGAAAUAAAAGCCACCUUUGCCCUAGGGCCAAAAGUUGGCCCCGGUCUGAGCUCUUUUCUACUCCACGUGGAUAGCUAACACCAACUACUAUCUGCACAGUACAUAUAAAGCACUUUCCUGUGCAUUAUCUCAUUUGAUUCUCAUGCUGAUCUGUGAAAUAAGUAGAGCAAGUGUCAUCCUCAUUUUACAGCUCAGAAGUUAAAAAUUGCGCACUAGUAAAUGAGAGAUAGGACUGGG